Messenger RNA from Trachemys scripta elegans, 3554 nucleotides. Its product is annotated as TBC1 domain family member 24-like. The transcript has 7 exons. The coding region runs from base 26 to 1948 and encodes 640 amino acids. Lineage: Eukaryota; Metazoa; Chordata; Testudines; Emydidae. The record is from RefSeq and is a predicted model, not a curated record.
UAAUUUCACACAUAAUCCCGGAGAGAUGUUACAGGUUGGGCUGGGCCUCCCUGGCUCCCCAAGGGGUGCUGCAGAAGAUUUCCCUUUGGAUCAGCUGGGAAAGAGGAGCAGGUCCUACUCGGCCCUGGUGAGCUCAGGUGGAGGUGAUAUGGAAGCCACACAAGGGCCAGCUGAUUCUCCUCAAGUCCCAGUGCUGAUCAUCUCGGAGGCUGAGACUUGGGACAUCGAUGCAUCCUCUUGCGUGGGCUGUGGACAGUAUGUGGAUUGGGAGAAGAUGCCCGAGUUGGAUCAGCAGCCAAGCGCUCACAGUCAGAGUCUCACCCAAACCAGCAAAGAGCUGAAAAAGCUGGCAAGAGAAGGCCAUUGGGCUACCAACCAUGCAUUAAGAGCUCGGACUUACCAGCAGAUCAUCCAGCACAUCCCGUGCCGGCUUGUGACCCCCGACGCUCUGGUUUACAGGGAUGUCGCAAGCAGGCUGUUUGGAAAGCAGAGUGUGAGCUCACACCCCUUGCCUGAAUUCCUUGGAGGGUGCAGGAUGCCCACUUACUGCCUGACUAUGGAAGGUGUAACCGCCGUGAAGAAAAUACUCAUCUGCCUUGGCAACCUCUUCCCUGACAUCACCUACAGCCCAAUCCUCCCCGCUGUCGUGGCCCUGCUGCUGCACUACAGUGAAGAUGAAGCUCAAUGCUUUGAGAAUGUCUCUCACCUCAUCGCUUGUAAUGACUCCCAUACCAGCUACAUAGACCAGUCCUUCCUGGCCCACCAGGCCUCCUGUAUGACUUUUGGGGAUCUGGCCAAGAAGCACUGCCCAGCAGCCCACAGAUUAAUAGCCAGCACCUCUGAGAAUGUCUUUGAGGUCUAUUCUGAAUGGUUGGAGUGGAUAUUUGGAGACCUUCCAUUUGAUUACGCUAUCCGCGUACUUGAUGUGUACCUGCUGGAGGGACAGAAAGUCCUCUACCGGAUUGCUCUGGCCUUGCUGAGGCAACACAGGCUCUCGAUGACCUCCGGAGAACUGGAAGUGACCAAUGUCAAAGGAGAUUUGAAGGCUUUCAUGCAGAACAUUAGGGAACACAUGACGGCUGACAAGCUGCUGGAGAGAGCCUUUAGUAUUCGGCUGUUCUCCCGCAAGGAAAUCUGGCUUCUUCAGAUGGCCAACAGGAAAGCGCUAGCGGAGAAAGGUGUAACUGUGGUGCAGCGCAGGCAGCUGUUCCACCUGGCAGUAGACAUGCUGAAUUUCAGCUCCGCCAUCGUAACUGCUCAGGAGAUGCGCAUCGUGUGGUCCUGGAUUCCUGAGAGAUUCUCCCUAUUCCCACCUGUCCUGUUAUUCUCCACCUCAGAAAACGGAUACAGCCUGCAAAGGUUUUACUCAUGCUGUGAAGAUUACGAACCAACAGUACUGCUCAUAAAAACAACCCAGGGGGAAGUGUGUGGUGCGUUCCUCUCGUCUGACUGGAAUGAAAGGAAAAAGACUGGGGGAACGUCCAGCUUCUUUGGAACAGGGGAAUGCUUUGUUUUCAGCGUACGUCCUGAAAUGGAGAGAUACGAGUGGGUGUUCAUCAAGAAACCAGAGCUGACCAAAGCAGUGCCGCGCUCCCCACGCCAGCGCCUUCCUUCUCCCGCCUCCCCUGUCCUCAGCACAUCUCCUCCCGGUGGCCACUUAGCCAGUUCAAACCAUCUGACUGUGCCCGUGUUGCAGAGGGCUAAAGGUCGCCUCUCCCCAUACCUGGCAAUCAGACACUUCCUCCUGCCUUCGAAAACAGCCUCCAUGUUCAUGUCCGGGACUCGGGAAGGAAUCAUUAUCGGUGGUGGUGGAGGCCAAGCUCUGUACAUUGAUGCUGACCUCUACUAUGGGAGAACGGAGCACUGCGAGACAUUUGACAACCCUCCUCUCUGUCAAGAGAACUUCCAGGUGCAGCUCCUGGAAGCCUGGGGCUUUCGAAAUGCCUAAUCACCGUGAAAUCGCCGCUCCCUGCACCAUAUUAAAGAUUGAGAGAUUCCUCUCCACUACACAGGACACCAUGGCUGGUGAUGAGCCAGUUGCCAUCAGAUGACACACAGAUGCCUGACUCUAAUGGAGGGAGUCCACACAUGGAUUUCUCUUACGGCUCUGAACCUCACUGCUGUUAGCCAUUCUCCAUAUCUUUCCUCUCUGUCAUAAUGUACUGUGAUGGCCAUGGAUGAGGAAAACAAAGUGCCACAAGGCAGCGUUAUAUUAUGGGCACUGCCAUACUAUAAAUGUUUAAUAAUCAUUAAUAACAAAGGUCCAGAACCUUCACACAAAAAUCAAACCAAACCCCAAACUUUCUGAGGUUUGAAAAAGCUGAGUUAAUUUUUGGGAGGGAGCAGACUGGAUUCUAUCAGUUUUCUUAUCUCUCUAUGUUCUUGGCUUCACUUUGAAGUAGAAAUACCACAAACCUCAUGAUAUCCAGCACUGGGCUAUGAAUCUUGCUGGGAAGAUUGACCUGUAAUUUACAAGAUCUCCAUCCUGGUUCCAAGCCCAAAAUGGUUCUUAUAACCAUGAGCGGAACCUAUAUCAUCUUUGAGGAUCAACAGUCACUAUUAGAAGUGACACCUGUUAGUCCUCGUAUAACAUAAUACAAGCAUCUUUCAUGUACAGCUACCAUUGUUAGCAAUGGAAGUUGCCAGAUAGUUACCAUCAGAGCUGUGCCCAUUAAUUUUCUGUACCAUCUCUUAAAAUGAAACCCAUCAGGAUAAAUUGCAGGUGUCCUCAAAUACCCACUAGGCUCUACUCCAGCCUGAAUAAGUAUAACUUCGUAGUUGUGCAUUUGCACUACACAUGAAUGCAGGCAGGUGAUCUGCUUCUUGAAUGGACAGGUAAUGCAGGACAACAGCAGAUCACAGUGGGCCUUUGGUAUGAAAAGCUCGGAGAACUGUGGGGAUCAGGAGGUUCCCUAGAGGGAAUAUUUUUGCCUACUAUCUCUACAGGCUUCAGCCCUCUCAACGUUUUCCAUAAUAUGACACUUCAGUAAAAGGUUUGUCAUAGGAACAGAAUUACCUUCUCACUCCAUGAGGUAUGGCUCUCAGGAUCAGAGUUGCAACAUGUCAAUGGGCCAGUCCAAGAAAGCGCCCUGCCAUACACCUGUUUUGUGGAUAAAGAGAGGGCUUCAAUUCCCAGGACUGUCAAUCACAGCACUAAAUUCAUCUAAAAAUAUGGAAAUCCGCAGCUAUAUCAUUUAUUGCCAUCAAAGGCUGACCAGCAUAAUAUCUUAUUGUAAACCCCCCCACAUUGUGAUGUUUAUAUUCACAUGAAAAUGUGUAUUCAGAGAAAAGGCUUAGGAUGGUAGUUGCAAGAAUCUAAAUGGUUAACACAUCUAACAGUCUAAUCUAACAUCUCAUAGUUAUCAACAUCACGAUAAUAGUAGACCCAUCAUGAGGAAAGAUGAAAUAUUAACAUAUACAUGCUGACAGGUAGGAUAAAUACACUUAAUGGGUUUUGGAACCUAUGUGUAAACCAUUUAGCUUGCAGAAGGAAAACGUAUUCAAAGUCCAAAUACAUUUUUCCAUUUACAAUCUGAUUUUUCUUGUGUUCAUUU